UUCGCCCCACAUCCUACUGAAGACAGUCGCAAGACAGCGGUAGAGGCAGCACAAGGGACUCAGCUGACGAAGGACAAUAAGGGCACUUUUAAUAUUAGAUCCUAUUAAAAGCUCACAGUCUUUAAGGGAUAUGAAGUUUUUAAGAUGGCUUGUGGUGUUGUGGCUAUGGGUGGCAGAGACCUUGGAAAUCUGCCCAGAAUCUUGCAAGUGCACCCAGAGAACCAGUGCGGAGAAAACUGAAGUCAACUGUCAUAAACGAAGGCUUCAGCACUUUCCAUCAGACCUACCGGAGGACUCUUGGAUCAUAAAAAUGGGUGAGAACUUACUCCAGGAACUCCCAGCCAACUUCCUAACAUCUCUCUCCAAAAUUGAAAGCGUGAACUUGGAGCGGAAUUCGUUCAAGUCAAUAAACCCUCAGGCCUUUUCUGGUGCCAGCAGACUUAUGCUUCUGAACCUGUAUGGAAACCAGAUAACCAGCCUCCCCCCAAAGGGCUUCAAAGACCUCCUCAACCUCCGCUUCCUCAUGCUGGGCCAGAAUCAGAUUGCCACUGUCAAACCUGAUAUGUUCACAGGCAUGAGAAACCUCUCGGAUCUGGACCUGCCCAUGAACUCUCUCACUAUGCUUCCUCCCAAUGCCUUCAAACCCCUUAUUGCUCUCAAGGUGCUGGACCUUGCCUUGAAUCGUAUUCAGAAGAUCUCACCCAAAGCCUUUUCUGGACUUGAAGAGUUGCUUUUUCUCAACCUGGACAACAAUGGCCUGAAGAAUAUCCAAGCUGGGACUUUUAAGCCUGUGAGCAACCUAGAGAUGCUGGUGUUGGACAACAACCUUCUCUCCACAAUGACAUCAUCAACACUGGAGGGGCUGUCGAACCUGCAGGAGCUCUAUGUGAGGAGCAACCAAAUUGAGAAGCUGCCAGCCGAUGUAUUCCGUCACACACCCAAGCUUAGCCAGGUGGCAUUCACUGGAAAUCGACUUAACACCAUUGAUGGCAAUAUGUUGGCCAACAUGCAGGGACUGAAAGCUGUGUUUCUUCACAACAACCCGUGGAGAUGUGACUGCAACAUUAACUCUCUGGUGUACUACAUUGCUCAGACCAGUGCUAAUCACGCUGCUCUGGAAAGGCUCAGGUGUGUAAGCCCAGAGGAACACCGUGACAGACCUGUCCACCAACUCAAGUCUGAGGACCUUCCCUGUCGGGCCUAGAUUUAAGAUAUCAUGACAUAAAUGUUCUGCAAGUAGGUGAGAAAGCGAUAAUAGCAUAAGAUUUUCUGUAAUUGAAUGGUAAUGCCUUACAUAACUCUGAGCACAAUGACUUUGACAAGACAAUGAUAGGGGAACCCUUGCUACAGAUAAUCGGCAUAAUUUCCCUCCCACACAAGCCGGUUAUUUUCAGACCACCCGGAGACAUAUUACUACACAAUAUGCUCAUUUCUGGUGGCUCAUCUCCUCUCUUCACGCAGCAUUAUCUAUGGAAAUGAUACUUUUAUUUUGUCUUCAGAAACUGCAACAUUGUUUUUUGCUAACAUCUAUCUAUCUAUCUAUCUAUCUAUCUAUCUAUCUAUCUAUCUAUCUAUCUAUCUAUCUAUCUAUCUAUCUAUCUAUCUAUCUAUCUAUCUAUCUAUCUAUCUAUCUAGAUCAAUAUUUGUCUAAUGGUAUUUAAUUCACAUAAGGUUAUUAGUCAAAGAGAAUGAAAUCACUUUAGUAAUGGUAUGGCUAGUAAAGGUAUGAACAAAUAAAACUAAUAUAGGAUUUCUCAUGUUCUGCUCAUAUGAUUAAUUAAGGUUAAUUGGAGGUAAUUGUAGUAUUACAAUAUCAAUUAAUAUGUACCUAUAGAUGUAAAUUCUCUCCGACUUCAUGCAAAAAUAAACACAACA
Molecule: messenger RNA, 1875 nt
Organism: Astyanax mexicanus (Mexican tetra)
Lineage: Eukaryota; Metazoa; Chordata; Actinopteri; Characiformes; Acestrorhamphidae
Product: leucine-rich repeat-containing protein 15
Exons: 4
Coding region: 131-1204 (357 amino acids)
Molecular function (GO): protein binding
Source: RefSeq, a predicted model, not a curated record